This is a messenger RNA of Laccaria bicolor S238N-H82, 377 nucleotides long. RefSeq lists its product as uncharacterized. The record is from RefSeq and is a predicted model, not a curated record. Lineage: Eukaryota; Fungi; Basidiomycota; Agaricomycetes; Agaricales; Hydnangiaceae. The transcript has a single exon. Bases 1 to 288 code for a protein of 95 amino acids.
AUGCCAUGGCACGCAGGAGGCAAGGUGUCCACGUCCCAUCCCAACGUCAACUUUCUCGGACGUCGUUACGAGCACACUGAAGACCGCCUUUUGCGUGGGCAGCUCGAGCUUGGCCUAGGCUACCAAGGCCCUUUUGUUAGUGACGACACGCCGCUGCAUUACUGUGAUGUGAGGGGUGGGUUUGGGGAACAGAAGGUCCGCGUUACGAGUAGGAGUGGUCGAUUCGGAAGUGAUGAUUUGAGUAUGAACGUUGGGUACCGACGCAUUAGGACAAGUAGGGAAUACUGAUAUUCUGCGUGGUUGCUGGGAUGGUUAUAUGAUAGUACUUAGAGUCACUACGUCGUAGUUCCCGCAACUUUACACAAAUGCUACAACUG